CGAUAAUUCUCCCGCACUAGUCACACAAUCGUACAAAUAUGCAUCGUUCCUACGUUUGCCUCUUGUUUCUAUGCUUAGGUUUAGCAAACUGUUUGGAUUUACUAAAUAUCCUAACAAUACUGAACGAGGACGAGCCCGACGCCAACAGAAAUAUAACCGAAAUCAUCAGGAGUAAGGGCUAUCCUGUGGAAGAGUAUUCCGUUCGAACGAAGGACGGUUAUGUUUUGUCCGUGCAAAGAAUACCCUAUGGUUUAUCAGGCAAACAAAACACCGCCAAUCGUCCCGUAGCCUAUUUACAACACGGUCUUCUGGAAUCCGCCACCGACUGGGUCUUAAAUUUCCCUAAUCAGAGUUUGGGUUAUAUCCUGGCCGACAGCGGUUACGACGUGUGGUUGGGAAACCAGAGAGGUAACACUUACUCUAAAAAGCACGUUGAAUAUUCGACUAAAGAAGAAAGAUUUUGGAAUUUCACCAUUGACGAAUUUGCCAAAUACGAUGUACCCGAUACCAUAGAGUUUAUUCUAAAUAAAACUAAUCAGAGUCAGGUAUAUUAUAUUGGACAGUCUCAAGGCAACACUGUAGUUUACGCUCUUCUCUCCGACAGACCUGACUAUGACAAAAUCAAAGCGGUACUAUCUCUGGGACCGGUAGCCACGGUCGGUCACAUCACCAGUCCUCUUCGUUUACUUGCCCCCUUAACCAGCCCCAUAGACCUUUUAUCUAAGAAAUUAGGAUACAGAGAAUUUUUGUCGAACAGUUUUGUUAUGAAAUUAUUUGCUCAAGUCGGCUGUGGCUUUGAAAAAUUCAAUAUUUUAUGUUCCAAUGUGUAUUUUCUAAUGAAUGGAUAUAAUCCGUCUCAACUAAACAGGAGUCGCAUAGACGUCUACAUGUCUCAUUACCCCGCCGGUUCUUCUACCAAGAAUAUCGUUCAUUUCGGACAGAUGAUGAAUUCGAAAAAGCUUCAAAAAUUCGAUUACGGGCCGGAAAAAAACGUAAUAGCCUACAAUCAGCCUACACCUCCUGAGUAUAAAAUAGAAAAUAUUCGCACUCCCAUUGCGCUUUUCUGGAGUAAAAAUGACAACUUGGCCGAUCCUAAAGACGUGAGUAUACUUCGAGAGAAGAUCCAAAAUUUAGCAGCAGACUACCGAGUGGAUUCAGAAGAAUGGGGUCAUCUAGACUUCAUAAUGGCAACUGACGCAAAGAAAUAUGUUUACGACGAGCUGAUUAGAGUAAUGAAGAGUAUUUAGAAAUUCUCAUUUUCUACAUAAAGAUGUAUAUUUUGUACUGUACGUUAACGUGAAAGCAAUAAAAUUGUAUUUUGAAUUUUAA
Centruroides sculpturatus (bark scorpion) is the source of this 1329-nucleotide messenger RNA. RefSeq names its product lysosomal acid lipase/cholesteryl ester hydrolase-like. Gene Ontology annotation, molecular function: hydrolase activity, acting on ester bonds. NCBI's taxonomy places the organism in Eukaryota, Metazoa, Arthropoda, Arachnida, Scorpiones, Buthidae. The transcript has 9 exons. The record is from RefSeq and is a predicted model, not a curated record. Gene Ontology annotation, biological process: lipid metabolic process. The coding region runs from base 39 to 1247 and encodes 402 amino acids.